GGCCUUAUCGCCUGGUCACUCUGUAUUUUCUUAUUUCGUUUCUGUUUGUUUGCGCAUUAAUUUUUGCCGCCAAUAUAAAAUGAAUGUGUCUACGACAUCUUUAAAUAAUUCCUUCAUCGAAGAAGACGAUAUGCGUCUUGGCUAUAAUCAUGAAAGCAUAGUGAACUUCCUCGAGAAGUCGUCUAUCAAGGAGUGGUUUUCCUACGCAAUAGAAACUACAGACGCCAAACAGUUGCUAGACCGCUUUGUAGUCACCUUAUCAGGUAGUUUCGAUCUGUAUUUGGAGCAACUACUUGAUCUUUUUACCCUCUCCAUUAUGAUGAUGACUUACCAAAGAGACAAUUUAUUGCUGAUGAAGGAGCGGUUCAUGCUUAUAGAUGUGGUCAGUCAUUUGGCGGAUUCCCUAGAUUCAGAGGAGAUUCACUACAUAGCCUCGGGCUUAUACGAAAACUUAGUGACAGGCAUAGGAUUGGAACGCUUGGAAAGAGUUUUAGACAUGCAUGCCGCUAUUCCCGCCUUGGUAGAGUCUUCCAGUCUUGGAAACGAUAUUUCUGUGGCUCUACUGCUUACCAUAAUGGGGCAGUACACAGGGAAAUCAAUUCCACUGGACAAUAAGGAAACCGCUCGCAAGGCUUUUGAGUUGGCCAAAUUAAUCAAUUGGCAUCAGUUGGCGAACAGUGGUCGCCAAGCAGAUAUGUUCAUGCUUGUCCGAACAUUCAGCCUGAUCAUCAAUUGCCGCAGCAUUCGAGAAGAGUGUCCCGAUUGGAAGGAUAACUUGGGCGCUGAGAUACACAAAUACUUUCUUCAGGUGCGCAAGGCAUUCCAAAGCACUGCCGCAUAUGGACCUUUUGAAAUGAUGAUCGAACGAUUUAUUGCUUAUUGCGUGGUUCGCGGAGCCACAACCACACCCCAACUUUGCAAUUACAAGAUUUCCGAGAUUGCCAUUACAGACUCUCAAUAAUGGUUGAGCGGGAUACUGUUUAAGAAUCCUAAAUCGUUUAAUUUUAAUGUAAAAAGGUUUGUAAGAGCGUGCAGUAUGCAAGUAACACAUAUUAAGCAUACAGCUGAGAACAAAAAUAAUACCAAAUAUUUGAUUUAUUAAGUAAAAUUAAAAAUUAAGUUAUUUUUUGUAAUAAAAAGUUUAUAUUGUUUGAUUCAAUGGUCUGAUCUUGACCUUGAAUUUUGAAA
Molecule: messenger RNA, 1188 nt
Organism: Drosophila eugracilis
Lineage: Eukaryota; Metazoa; Arthropoda; Insecta; Diptera; Drosophilidae
Exons: 6
Coding region: 80-961 (293 amino acids)
Source: RefSeq, a predicted model, not a curated record